UCUCUCAACCAUCUUCUCACUCACACAAACCAAUGAACCAGACCCACAUUGCUCACCACCCAAACACGGUCUUAUAUUACAGCGAGAGAGCCUGAGAGAAAAUGAGGGGAAGUGGGGAGGUUGCUGUUAGUUGAAUCAACUGCCAAGUUCAUAAGCAAAGAGCCAAUCACUCAUCAAUCAUUAGAAGAUGCUGCUACAUCGGAGAGAAAGUGAGAGAAAAUGAGAGAGGGGGGAAAAAUGACGAUGUCUUCUUGGAUCACUGAGGAAACAAAACAAAGUUUUGGACAACUUAUCUGAAAGGCAACAACCUAUGAUGUGUUAGCAGCCUAAUUCAAAAUGAACAAACCAAUCCCACAUUAAUCAGCCAAACACGGCCUUAUAUCGGAGAGACAAAAAACUAGAGAAAGCGAAGGAAAGCGGGAAGGUUGCUCCUCUUGAAUCAAUCAACUUGAAAAUGGUGAAGAAAUGAAAGAGACGAAAGUUUUAGAAGUUUGCUCACUGGUAUGUGGGAGAAUGGGCUAGCUUGCUCUUCUUGAACCAACUGGGUGGGUUUUCCAGGAGAUGAAAUCUGUGUAGUAAUCCCACAUUCAAUGGCAACUUACACUGAUCAUCAGCAAGCUUACUGUGACAACUGGGGCUGCUCUGAUCUGCCAUCUGAACACGAAGACCCUCAGGGUAUUUCCAUCUCUGAAAUUCUGAAUCAUGGCUCCAUAUCGUUUGGAAGAUAUGCUGCUGAGCCACUUGCAUGGGAGAAAUGGUCGGUUUUCUCUCACAAUAGAUGUCAAGAGGAGCUGGAGAAGUUCAAGGCCCCUGGUCUAGUUGCUCAAAAGAAGGCAUACUUUGAGGAAUAUUACAGAAGGAUUAGGGCUCUGAAGGCAGCAGAAGCUGAGGCACAGAAGCAAGAGACCACCCACCACCCUGAACCUUAUCAAGAUGACCUGACUGCUACCACAAGUGCUGAAGACAGUAUCAACGAUACUGGGUCAAAAGAAGAAGAGCAAACUAGUGUUGUUACUCAAAUUCAAUUCUCAGAUACUGAAACCACCUUUCCGAACUUGUCUGGAGACAGCAUUGAGAAUAAAUCAGAAGUUGCUGAGCAACAAAGAAGUUAUAUUUCAAGCUCUAAUGGCGAAGCCAGUGUGGGAUACGAAGCUGAUGUCUCCUAUUCUGCUCUUGAUCUGGCACAUUCUCCAGAAGUGGCCUCCCAAGAGCCUGUUCCACAGAGCGAUAGUAGCUCAGAAGCUGCCCAGCAAAACGGCCUUGUUUCUGACAUGGGCACGGUCAAUCUCAGUUCCAGCAAGCGGGAAGAUCAUGCACCUGUUUUGAAGCCUAAGGGCACUGUGGCUUCAGCUAGAAAUAAAGCAAAGUUGGACUGCAGAACUAGGAACAAUGUGCAGAAACCGUCCGAGAAGCUAAAGCCAUCUUCUCAGAAGAAAGUUGCUGGAAAUGCAGGUGGCAAACUCCAAGCGAGCAGAAAAACUACUCCUAAGCCUGCAGGAAACAUGAGACCAAACUCUGUUUCUUCACAUAGACCACCACCUACUAAAGUACCCACCGGAGCCACAGUUUUGCACUCAUCCAUUGCAAGGGAUAAGCCAGUGCCAUCUCCUUCCACUAUUAGAUCUGUUCAAACAAUGAUAAGUUUAAACCCAAAAGUCUUGCCAGAGAAGUUAACAUCAAGGUUGCCAGUUAAUACACUGAGCCGUUCGGCUGUUCAGAGCACACCAAAGGAGAUCACCAUUAAAGAUGGCAUGAGAAAUGUAGCUACAGAGAACAGGUCUGUCAGGGGUGGAGUUGCUAGGAAGUCUUUAGAUUUGACUGGCUGCAACAUGACGCCAAAGGGAGGACAAUCUGAGAAGCUAAGGCCAAAAGCCAUGUCUACAACCCUUCCUGCCCGGAAUAAAUCAAAUCAAAACAGUGGAAUUGAGUUUUUGCACAGGAGCUACAAUAGAGGACACCAAAAAGAGGUUAUGCCUAACCCCAUUCUUCCACUACAGGGAAAAGAUCAAACUAAUGCAGGUCAGCGAAGAUAUCCAAAGCCAGCCUUAUCUAGUGCUCCUAGCAUUCAUAAGCCUCCAAGUCCAAGACCUAGGAAGAUUACACCAUUGCAGUCAGCUGAGCUGAUGCGGAAUCAAAGGGAACCCAGACCCAAGACACCAUGUUGGCGAUGAAGGUAGAAACAAGAGAGAACCACACAGAAGAGUUGGUUGUUAUUGUAGCCCAUUGGCUUGGCUUGGGCACAACUUUGGAUUCAAGAAAGCAAACAGACACCAUCAAGAAGGUGAUUCACGCACCAGUGUACAGACAUGUACAAAUAGGUUUAAAGAGAAGAACAAUUGGUUUUGCAUAGCCAAGGCACUAUUGUCCAACAACCAUAUCAGUAUGUAUGGUGCCAACAACCAUAUUAGUAUGUAUGAUUUCUGAGUGAUCGCGGUAUGUAUAAUGGCAUUUACCAAGACUCUAGUAGAAACUCAGACUUUAUUGCCAGAGGUAUGAUAAGUAAGCUUCCGGCAGACUGAUUUGUGGUCUGGAUUGUGUGGUUGGAAACCUGGAACAUUUCCUUCCCAGAAGAUUAUAAUUCAGGUUUACACUGUGGAGGAGAGAAUGUUUCUAUGUCUCGAAAAUGUAAGCACUUUUUUUGUAUAUUUGAAAAUUUCCUCAAGGAAUUUCUGUUU
Messenger RNA from Vitis riparia (riverbank grape), 2675 nucleotides. Its product is annotated as protein WVD2-like 7. Bases 591 to 2171 code for a protein of 526 amino acids. The transcript is spliced from 12 exons. Lineage: Eukaryota; Viridiplantae; Streptophyta; Magnoliopsida; Vitales; Vitaceae. The record is from RefSeq and is a predicted model, not a curated record.